AUGAGCAAGGAAAAGAAGACCGUCGCGGCAUCCAACACGGCCCGCAGCAAGGGCCACAGCACGGCGAGCCCGACCACGCCGGAGGUGGUGAAUUACAUGACGCCGUUUAGCUUUUCAGGCGAGACGCAGGAGGCGGCGGGCCGCAUCUACCGCCUCCCGAGCAAGACCGACUUCUACACUUUUCGCACCUUCGCCGACUCGCUGGAGGGCUUCACCUUGCGCUACAACCGCGCCAACGAGGUGAUGGUGUGGGAAAAAAAGUUGCCCAACGAGUCAAUGCAUGUCAUCAAGGUGUUUGGUAUAUUUGUAAAGACCAAGGAUAACCCCAGUGGCGGUGCGACCCCGACGGAGCUCUACAACCUCUUGCAAGAUCCUAUUUUCCGAGAGCAGUGGGACGAGUACCGCCAGGAGGCGUUCCGCGUCUUGAGCUUGAGCGCUAACACGGAUAUUGGCUACUACGCGGCUAAGAGCCCGAUGCCGCUCGUGGCGAAUCGCGACUUUGUGAACCAGCGCAUGUGGUAUGAGGCGGGCCGAGACGAGUACGUUAUCUUCAACACAUCGGUGCCGCACUCGGCGGUGCCACCAACGUACCAGAAGGACGCGCACCGCAACAAGCACGGGCCGUACAUCCGUGCCAUCUCGAAGCUGACGGGGUAUCUGAUCCGCCCAUGGAAGAACCCGAAGAGCGGCGAAGUCGAGGGCGCGAGUCUCACGUACGUUACGCAGACCGACCCGGGUGGCUGGAUCCCGGUGAGCCUGACAAACUACAUCGCCACCAAGUUCGCCCCGAACACGAUGAAGAACGUAGCAGAGGCACUGCCACAGUUCCGUCUGUGGUUCAAGGAGCAGCUGGAGGCUGGCACGUACACAAAGGACUGGGAUCUAACCCCCGAGUGGUGGGUCGAGGAUGGCAGCGACGACGUCGUCAAGAAUGAAACGGUCGAGUUCGCCGUUAAGAAGUGGAGUGAGGAGCCCACCGUGAAGUAG
This is a messenger RNA of Leishmania mexicana MHOM/GT/2001/U1103, 987 nucleotides long. RefSeq lists its product as hypothetical. The record is from RefSeq and is a predicted model, not a curated record. Gene Ontology annotation, molecular function: lipid binding. The transcript has a single exon. The coding region runs from base 1 to 987 and encodes 328 amino acids. NCBI's taxonomy places the organism in Eukaryota, Euglenozoa, Kinetoplastea, Trypanosomatida, Trypanosomatidae.